AUGCCGCCACGACUCCCACGGCUAGCCCCCGGGCGACUGCGACUGGCGCGCACCGACAAUCUGCUGCCGAAGACGUCGAAAUGUUUACUCUGCCAAUUCAAUGCGGCGCCAUCAGCGGGUGGUGGUGGGAGACAGGUACCGCGUCGGCGGGAGCAAACUGGGAUCGCAGCUAUGCCGCGGGCGCGACGGGGACUUUCUACUGCGACUGCGACUGCGGUGGUGGAGGAGGAGGAUAUUGAGACGAAGCCACUUACGCCUAAACAAGCAAUUGCCGAGCUUGAGAAAGCACUGAGCGACCUCGAGAAACACGCAGUUGGGUACGUCAACCUCCCGCGCCUACGACUGGCGCAGCGCGGUGUCGAGCAGCAAGGUGGGCAGGAGGUUAUACGCGUUGCUGUCAUUGCGCUGGCGGGGCAGGGGAAGUCCACGGCGAAGAGUAGGGAAUUGAUACGGUUGCUUCUUGCGGAUCCGUUGAAGGCGGAGGAGGAGUGGGAGAGGAGUUUGAUGGGGACGGGGGAUCCGGUGUUAUUGCGUAUCAGCCACCGCUCUGGCGGGGUUGUGGAGGGGGGAUUCAAGAAUCGGCUGGUGAAGGAGGUGCAGAUCUCUUCAGCGAUGUUGAAUGACCAUUACCUCGAGAUUCUGGUUAUUGACGGAGAUGUCCUGACGGAAUCCGAGGAGGGGACCGCGGGACUCACAGAGAACGUGCUGGUUCCCAAUAUCCAGAUCCCCGCGUCAUUCGGCGCGCACUACUCCCCCAUAACAGCACCAGUCCAUAAAGCCCUCGUAGUAGGCGACGGCAUCCUCGGCGCUGCAUCGCUUCUUCGACUACCGACAAUGGAGGGGGAUCUCAUCCAAACCGCCGUCGAUCUACCAUCCAGUAUCCACGACACAGACGCCACCACCAGCCAAUUCCACUCCGUCGACGUAUCACUCGGCACUUCCGCCCUAACCGCCUUCCGCGAAGACGUCGGUAACGCACUAGCAUACGAACACCAAUGGACCGCCUCCGGGCUCCCCACCCUCCGCGACUGGGUCAUCUCCGGCUCCUCCUCCUCGUCUGCAGCACCGCUAAAACCACCAGUCCACUCCCUCAUCCGCUCCCUCCUCUCCUCCACAGAAGAGAAAAUCCAUUACCGCGAAGCCUCUGCCCUAUCCGCCGCGCUGUCCGCAAAAGUGUCGUCGGCAACCACGCAAUCUCUCCAGCGCGACCUGGAUGAGUGGGCAGAAGCUGCGCACACGGAACUGCGCGACCAGCUCGACCUCGCGUUCUCGGGACGGCGAUGGCGCGCGCUGGCGUGGUGGAAGUUGUUCUGGCGCGUUGACGAUGUGUCGGCUAUCACAUCUGAUAUUCUCGCGUCGCGAUUCCUUACUGGGGCGGAGCAGGAGGUUAUAUAUAUCGCUGGGAAGAUCGACGCAGCUGGUGUGCUUGGGGAGGCGAAGACUCCGCUGCCUUCGGGUAAGAAUUGGGCGUAUAAAGAUGCGCCGCUGAUACGCGAUCCGGAGGAGGAGGUGCCUCUUGGUGUUGCACCAACCACAGAACCCCGCGUCAGGGAUGUGAUUCCAGUUAUUGAAACACCCCUCGACGGACCCAUCGCCACACCAGCUAUAAAAGCACACCCCUGGCCUCUCCACAUCCCCCUAACACGCUCCUACAUCGCCACAACCAGCAUUCCGCGUCUGCAAGCCCUGGCGCAGAAACUCGUCGCGCAGACGCUGGGGACGACGGUGUUUAGUUCGGUGUUCGCGGGGCUGAUAUAUGUGUCAAAUCUUAGUGUUGGGAUCUAUGAGGCUGGGGCGGUGGCGGCGCUGGGGACGGUGUGGGCGCUUAGGAGGAUGCAGGCGGGGUGGGAGGGGGGGAGGGGCUGGUGGGAACGGGAGGUUAGGGAGGAGGGGAGGAAGGCGGUUAGGGGGGUUGAGGGGGUUAUGGGGGGGGUGUUGAGAGGGGGACAGGGAAGGGGUUUAGGUGGGGGAGAAGGGGAGGGGGUGAGGGAGGCGAAGGAGGCGGUUGUAAAAGCGAGGAAAGCGCUGGAGGUUGUGGAGGGGGGGGAGAAAUAG
This is a messenger RNA of Pseudogymnoascus verrucosus, 2055 nucleotides long. RefSeq lists its product as uncharacterized. The transcript has a single exon. Bases 1 to 2055 code for a protein of 684 amino acids. NCBI's taxonomy places the organism in Eukaryota, Fungi, Ascomycota, Leotiomycetes, Thelebolales, Thelebolaceae. The record is from RefSeq and is a predicted model, not a curated record.